UAACGGUUUCGGUUUUUGUGUAAAUACGGAUGAAGAAUGUUGGCAAUCCCUGGAUCACUUUAGAGGGGUCUCAGAAAUCACGGAAAGCAGCAGCGUGCUCUUGCUACAACACCGAUUUCUUUCUGAAUUAUUCAGGUACUGUCUGGAUAAGUAGAUAGAGCUUUAGAAAAUUUUAGAAAAUGAAGAACAGUCACGUAAACAUGGAUCGGUGUAAUCCAGCCAAUGGGUGUAAGAAGUUUAAACGAAAGGUUCAGGAUUCUGUUAAACGCGAGGAAAAGAGAUCACAUGGCUUUAAAAAAAACAUCGACUCAGUGGGACAUUUGGUGAGCGAAGUUUAUGGGACAACACGUGAAAAGAAGUUACAGCCUUUUCAUCCAGCUGGAGAAUACAUACGACAACCGGACAUUUUAAAUACAGCUGUUGACAUGAAAAUGUAUACUUUGCCAUCACUGACUAGGAAUGAAACGGAAACACCAUCAUGGCCAAUUUCAAAAACAUCAGCUAAAAACAUAAACGACACAGCAUCCGUACAAGUAUCAGUCUUCGACAAUCAGCAAGCAUUUUCAAGAAACUGCCCUCCACAAUCACGUAUUCUGUUGUGCAAACGCUCUGAAACUUUCUGCUCGACCUCUCGCGGUUCAUACCUCCAUAAUAGUGUUGACCCUAUCGACUCAGUUAGGAAACCAUCUGAAGAGCAAUCGGCUGGCGUUGUCACAGAGAUCAAAGCAAUUCAGCAGACAAGAAGACUCCUAGCAAAUGCUAGAGAGAGGACCAGGGUUCAUACAAUCAGUGCCGCAUUUGAGGCUCUACGAAAGCAGGUGCCUUGCUACUCCUAUGGACAGAAGCUUUCCAAGCUGGCUAUAUUAAGAAUUGCUUGCAACUAUAUCCUGUCACUGGCACAACUUGUGGAUCUGGAUUAUACACCAGACCAUAGCAACAUGAGUUUCCGGGAGUGUGUUGAGCAGUGCACCCGAACCUUGCAGGCUGAGGGUCGUGCCAAGAAGAGAAAGGAAUAAAAUGAAGACUCUGGCUUAGAAGAAAGAAGAACUUCACCAUAGAAUGUUUAAGACAAGGACAUAAUCUACACUGAUGCAUCUUUACACUUGAAGUGUUAUGUCACUAAAUAAAUUAUAUAUAUAUACACACACUAUAUAUGUGUAUGUGUGUGUAUAUAUAUAUAUAUAUAUAUAUAUAUAUAUAUAUAUAUAUAUAUAUAUAUAUAUAUAUAUAUAUAUAUAUAUAUAUAUAUAGAUAUAUAUAUACACACACACACACACAUAUGUGUGCGAUGGGUAGGGGGGUGUCCCAUCCCUGUGCGUAGAGCCGACCAGAUGAACUAGUUGUUUCCAAUACUGACGGUCUUGUGCCAGCUGCUCCACAUCCUCUAUAGCAACUCCUUGUUGUUGAAGGUCGCCCGCAAGGAUGCCAUCGGGUGCAGGGUUUUCCUCGUGGUCGUCUCCAGCCUGCAGCCCUCGGAUCAAACUGGAGAAUAGCUCUCAUCGGAUGGCCAGAAGGGAGGCGGAGGACAUGGCCAAGCCAGCAGGUGCGACGUUGUGCGGCCAGGGAGGAUGCUUUGGGCUGGCACAUGCGCGUGUGUGUGUGUGUGUGUGUGUGUGUGUGUAUAUAUAAAUAUCUACACACACACACACACACAGUGCCAGUAGUAAUAUAAUAUUGGUAGUAAUACCAAUACUACUACGUAUAAUGCAGUAACUGCAGACAUUGAACGUUGCAACCUAUUGUGCCUAAUACCACACUUUAUUAAGAGUCAAGAAGCUGCUAUUGUUAUUUCAGCCAGUACAUAGUGAAAUGGGACAAUGUUUCUUCAGGACCAUGGUGCUACACAGGGCAAAGGACUUAAAGUAAGUUAAUCCUAGCCACAUAAAGAGCAUCUGUGCAACCUAGUGCAAACAAUGCGAGACAAAAGACAGUGCAAACAAGCAAUACAAAACACUACAAGACGAUACACAAAAGCAGCGCCCACCAGUGUACAAACGGUAUAUUCUACAAUACAUGUGCAAAAAUAUAGGAAUGGACACUUAAUAUAAUAGCAACAGAUAUAUGAGGCAUUGUAAUGAGAUUAUUAUAAAUAUCUGCAGUUAUAUGAGGUAUUAUAAUGAUAUUAUAAUAUUAUGAUUAAUAUGUACAAUAAAACUGAUGAAAGAUUAAAAAUUUAGCUUCACAAA
Molecule: messenger RNA, 2186 nt
Organism: Tachysurus fulvidraco (yellow catfish)
Lineage: Eukaryota; Metazoa; Chordata; Actinopteri; Siluriformes; Bagridae
Gene: atoh8
Product: atonal bHLH transcription factor 8
Exons: 3
Coding region: 180-1016 (278 amino acids)
Molecular function (GO): protein dimerization activity; DNA-binding transcription factor activity
Source: RefSeq, a predicted model, not a curated record